Messenger RNA from Suillus paluster, 732 nucleotides. Its product is annotated as ras family-domain-containing protein. The transcript is spliced from 8 exons. The coding region runs from base 1 to 732 and encodes 243 amino acids. Gene Ontology annotation, cellular component: endosome. Gene Ontology annotation, biological process: regulation of endocytosis. The record is from RefSeq and is a predicted model, not a curated record. Lineage: Eukaryota; Fungi; Basidiomycota; Agaricomycetes; Boletales; Suillaceae. Gene Ontology annotation, molecular function: GTPase activity; GTP binding.
AUGGCGCUAGACGAGUAUGAUGUAGAUGCUACAGAACUUUUGGAAACUUACGACUUCUUAAUGAAAUAUAUCAUUAUUGGAGAGGCAGGGACAGGCAAAUCAUGCUUAUUGCACCACUUUACCCACAACGCAUUUAAGGACCACUCUCAACAUACCAUCGGAGUGGAGUUCUCUAGCAGAACAGUAAAGUUAGGGGAGAAGAGGAUAAAGCUUCAGCUAUGGGAUACUGCCGGUCAAGAGCGCUUCCGAUCGGUAACACGUAGCUACUACCGCGGUGCAGCUGGCGUAAUUCUUGUAUAUGAUAUCACGAAUCGCGAUUCUUUUUUGAACAUGUCUCAGUGGCUGACUGAUGCCAGAGCUUUGGCAAGCCCGCACUUAGUUGUAGUCCUAGUCGGAAAUAAGUCGGACAGGGAGGAAGACCGUGAAGUGGAGUGGGCCGAAGCCAGCAGAUGGGCGGCGCAGAAUGAUGUUUACUUUCUCGAGGCUUCUUCAUUAACUGGUGACAACGUCGAAGCUCCAUUUUUACUUGCUGCAAGGUCCAUCCUGCUCUCUAUAGAGUCGGGAAUUUUGGAUCCCGAGAAAGCUGGGAGCGGUGUGAGCUAUGGAGAUCGUGCCCUCCGAAGAGUGACGAGCUCCAGCCAUCUUAGCUUUGGGAGUCUUAGUGGUGCUCGAAGGCGACGCUCGGACAAGCUUCGAUUCAAAAAUUGGAUACCAUCGGGGAAAUGCUGCUAG